Messenger RNA from Stegastes partitus (bicolor damselfish), 3706 nucleotides. RefSeq names its product Rap guanine nucleotide exchange factor 4a (gene rapgef4a). Bases 565 to 3174 code for a protein of 869 amino acids. Gene Ontology annotation, biological process: Ras protein signal transduction. The record is from RefSeq and is a predicted model, not a curated record. The transcript has 31 exons. Gene Ontology annotation, cellular component: plasma membrane. NCBI's taxonomy places the organism in Eukaryota, Metazoa, Chordata, Actinopteri, Pomacentridae. Gene Ontology annotation, molecular function: guanyl-nucleotide exchange factor activity.
CUUGAGCAAGAUAAAGAUGUUUUAUCCUUUUCUUUUCUUAUCGCUCUCUUAUCACGUUUUCUUGCCACUCAGAUUUGUAUUGAGAAUGCCGUUGUGUUGGCAGCAGCUGCUCCAGAGCCUCCUUCAGUUUUGAGCUCACCUGUGAUUGUGGCUCCUUCGUAUAACAUAAAACCAGCGGAGCGCUCGGGGGAAGAUGUUGACAUAAUCCUGGCACGUCUGAAAAAUGUGAAGGCCUUUGAGAGAUUCCACCCGAGUUUGCUGCAGCAGAUUUGUCUGUGUGGAUUCUAUGAGUGUUUGGAGAAAGGCAUCACCUUGUAUCGCCAAGGAGACAUUGGUACCAGCUGGUACGCUGUACUGUCUGGUUCUCUGGAUGUUAAAGUGUCCGAAACAUCAAGCUAUCAGGAUGCUGUUACUAUAUGCACGCUGGGGACCGGCACGGCGUUUGGGGAGUCGAUCCUGGAUAACACCCCCCGACAUGCCACCAUUGUCACCCGGGAAUCCAGCGAGCUCCUACGCAUCGAACAGAGGGAGUUCAGGUCUCUGUGGGAGAAAUAUCAUCACUGCAUGGCUGGACUACUCGCCCCACCCUAUGGUGUGAUGGAAAGCAGUGCUGACAGAAUGCCGGACAAAGAGAACAUAAGCAACAACUCGUUUGUUUCAGUCUCCAAACAUCAGAACAAGAACUCAUUCAUUGACAGCCCAGCCAAACCCCACCCUAAAUGCAUUUCUCAGGUUCCCUCUGAGAAGAUCCUUCAUGCAGGAAAGAUUCUGCGUAACGCCAUCCUCUCCAGGGCGCCUCACAUGAUCAGAGACAGAAAGUACCAUCUGAAGACAUACAAGCAGUGCUGUGUGGGGACCGAGCUGGUCGACUGGCAAAUGCAGCAGAGCUCCUGCGUGCACUCUCGGGUUCAGGCGGUUGGCAUGUGGCAGGUGCUGCUGGAAGAAGGUGUUCUCAACCACGUGGACCAGGAGCUGAGCUUCCAGGACAAGUACCUCUUCUAUCGCUUCCUGGACGACGAGCAGGAGGACGCCCCUUUACCCAGCGAGGAGGAGAGGAAGGAGAGCCAAGAGGAGCUGCAGGACACUCUGCUCCUCCUCUCACAGAUUGGGCCUGAUGCCCACAUGAGGAUGAUUCUGAAGAAACAUCCGUCUGAAAGAACGGCAGAUGAUUUGGAGAUCAUUUAUGAAGAGCUGCUCCAUAUUAAGGCCUUGUCACACCUGUCCACCACUGUAAAGAGAGAGCUGGCAGGAGUGCUGAUCUUUGAGUCCCAUGCAAAGGCAGGAACUGUGUUGUUCAAUCAAGGGGAGGAGGGCACAUCAUGGUACAUUAUUUUAAAGGGCUCCGUCAACGUUGUCAUCUAUGGAAAGGGCGUUGUUUGCACUCUUCACGAAGGAGACGACUUUGGGAAGCUGGCUCUUGUCAACGACGCCCCCCGAGCCGCCUCCAUUGUCCUACGAGAGGACAACUGUCAUUUCCUGAGAGUAGACAAGGAGGACUUCAACAGGAUUCUGAGGGAUGUGGAGGCCAACACUGUGCGACUGAAGGAGCACGGUCUGGAUGUUCUGGUGUUAGAGAAGAGUCUCAGCAGCAGUCGAACCUCCAUCCAGGGAUCAUCGGCCUCCCAUUACAAAUACAAGGUAAUGUCUGGGACGCCGGAGAAGAUUUUGGAGCACCUCCUUGAAAUGAUGCGAUUGGAUUCUCAAUUCACAGAGUCAGAUUCAGCCUUGGAUGACUUUGUGCUCAUGCACUGUGUCUUCAUACCAAACAGUCAACUUUGUCCAGUGCUGCUCGCCCACUACCAUGCUCAGGCCUCGCAGGGCUCUGACCAGGAGAAGCUGGACUACACGCUGAACAACAAGCGCAGGGUGAUCCGCCUGGUGAUGCGGUGGGCUGCCGUACUUGGAGAUCAGCUGCAGCAGGAGGAGGUCUCGGUGGCCUUCCUAGAGGAGUUUUUCUUGGCGGUGUCUAAUGAUGCCAAAGUGCUUCCAACCCUCAGGGAUCAACUAACAGAGCUGGAGAGAACUGUAAAGCGCAAAGCCGAGGAUGCCAGGUCCUUACAGAAAAAGCACAAAAUCCUGCUGCGGCAGUUCAGCAUGGGAGAUGAGAAGCUCCAGAAACGCCAGCCAAUCAAGAGUAAUGAUGAAAUUCUGUUCAAAGUCUACUGCUGCGACCACACCUACACCACCAUCCGGGUCUCUGUGGCCACCUCGGUCAGGGAGGUCAUCGGUGCCGUGGCCGACAAGCUGGGGUCAGCGGAGGACCUGCUCCUGGUCAACCUGAGCUCAGCAGGAGAAAAAUCUGUCUUCAAGCCCAACGACGUUUCGGUUUUCUCCACACUCAGCAUAAACGGACGCCUGUUUGUCUGCCGGAGGGACCAGUUGGAUUCUUUGACCCCUCUGCCCGAGCAGGAGGGCCCCUCUACAGGGUCACUGGCCACCUUUGAGUUGAUGAGCUCUAAGGAUGUGGCUUACCACAUGACUUCCUACGACUGGGAGCUUUUCCACUGUGUACACGAGCUUGAACUCAUCUACCACACAUUCGGGAGGCAGUACGUCAAGAAAACCACCGUGAACCUGGACCUGUUCCUGAGGAGGUUUAAUGAGAUUCAGUUCUGGGUGAUCACAGAGAUGUGUUUGUGUUCUCAGCUGAGCAAGCGAGUGCAGCUCCUCAAGAAGUUCAUCAAGAUCGCUGCCCACUGUAAGGAGUACAGGAAUCUGAACGCCUUCUUCGCGGUCAUCAUGGGACUGAGUAACCCAGCCGUGAGCAGACUGAGUCAGACCUGGGAGAAACUUCCCAGCAAAUUCAAGAAGUUUUACGUGGAGUUUGAAAACUUGAUGGACCCGUCCAGGAACCACCGGGCGUAUCGGCUGACCGUGGCCAAACUGGAACCUCCCAUCAUUCCCUUCAUGCCACUGCUGAUCAAAGACAUGACUUUCACUCAUGAGGGCAACAAGACAUUUAUCGACAAUUUGGUCAAUUUUGAGAAAAUGCGGAUGAUAGCUAACACAGUGAAGAUAGUGAGAUACUGUCGGAGCCAAACGUUCAGUCCAGACUCACCGCUGGCGAGCAAGAACCACCCAGACGUUUGGUCUUACGUCCGUCAGCUCAGCGUCAUCGACAACCAGAGGACGCUAACUCAGCUCUCUCAUGAACUUGAGCCGCGCAGGUCUUGAAACCACUCAGGGACAAAGAUGUUACCGUCUGAUGCUGCUUCACAACAUGACGUGUGUUUGCACUGGUGUGAAUUUUACUCCGACACAGGCAAUCACAUGGAGGACCUAAUGAUGCAUCAGAUAAUGAGAUAUUGUUUCAGAAGCUGUUAUCUGACUUGUUAAGCCUUUUAUUACAGUAUUUUGUGAUAUUUUAACAACGGUAAUUGUUGGCGGGUGAAGCACCUCUCAUAUCACUGUCACGCGGACAUCAGUUCAUCUCCAACUCAGACAAUUGAAGAAAUUUAAGAUCUUCGGGGGAUCUCAUUCAUCAGAUUAUUGUGUAACAUUGCAGACGUAAACACUAUGUGAUGCUUUAAUAACGCAAACUCUCAAUAUUCCUGAUAUUCAGUUGUUUCGUAUCUUUUGUAUCAAACAAUAUUUAUACAUAUUCAGCUUUGUGAGAUUCUUAUGUGGUGUACAUUGUAUACAGAUAUUUAUUUUGAAAUGGGCAUGCAGAGGAUUCUGAUUGUUUGACUUUUUAUGUGAGCACAUU